AUGUGCCAUGACGCCUCAGCGAAGGUGGUGAAGGGCGGCGUGCCCACAUUGGCCUCAGAUGCCUGGGCGCUAGGGUGCGGUGUGUUUACUCUACCAGCUGUUGACUGGGCGUCCACCGGUUUGGGCUGGGGGCCCCUGCGGGCCCCAUGGGGCCCCAUGGCCUGCUACAGCCAUGCCUGGAUGAUCAUGGCUGAUAGUGAGCUGGAGGAGGCGGCAUGUGAUGAUGACAAAACCAACUGUGCUUUGUAUACAGCCAGCAAAAUGAGGGAAGACACAUCACGAGAUGUGCCAGCAGUUUCGGAAGGUCGUAAAGUCCGCAUCGAAGGUGCGGAAGGUGCGGAAGGUGCGGCGGCUACACCGCUGGAGGAGUUCCGAAGACUGCUGGGUCAAUUGAAGCAGCAGUAUAUGGCGGCUCUUUCCUCGAAUGUGCAGAAUGCCCAGGGUCCCCAGCGUCCCCAGGGUGGAAAGGAGUUGGAGGCAGAGAAUUCCACAAGCUCGGCGAUCGGAAUUCCGCCCUUUGAUUCUCAGCUCGCAACCAUUCGUACCUCCGACGAACCUGCUCCUUCAGCAGGAGCCGACGUGUCAUACUCCGGAGAAUCAGAGGCGGAGUCGUCUCAAGCGACCAUGAAAUCCACACCCCUGACGACCGUGAAAGAAACUUUAUCCUCAAGGCGCUCCUCGGAAUCGCUGAAGGAUGAUACAGAAUGUUACCCAGAGGAUGUCACGCACGAUUUCCGCGAGGAGGAUCUACCGAAGGCGAAGUCGACUUGGGACAGGUGCCGCAGCUUCUUGCAAAGUGACAUCUAUGAAUUGGUGAUGGGCUUGUUGAUUAUUGUCAACUCCAUCAGCAUGUUCGUGGAGUUUGAAUUUCAAGGCUAUGUUGUGGGACACAGUCUGGACUAUCCUCGGAUGCAUAAACCACCCGAGCAGGUGUGGCCCUCUGCCCAGCACGUCUUUGAUACGAUGAACCUGGCCUUCACCAUCACCUUCCUGGUGGACAUCGUCCUGCGCAUUGGAUUCUUGAGAUCGCAAUUCUUUCGCCUGUCCUUCAACUGGUUGGAUUUCCUGGUGGUCUUAUGCAGUGUGGUUGAAAUCCUGUUUGAAGAACUCCUCCCGCUGGACACGGUCUUCAUUCGUCUCUUACGUUUGGGCAAAGUGGCACGAGCCAUCCGGGUGGUGCGGCAAACCGAGGGCAUGUCCUCCCUGAUCAUGCUGCUGAAAUGCGUGCAAGCGAGCUUCAACACCCUUUGCUGGUCCUUGAGUUUCAUUGUGGUGCUGCAGUGCAUUGCCGGAAUGGUGAUUAGCCAAGUGGUUUCUCAGUACAUGACAGAUGAUACGAUCAGCCCUGAAGCGAGACGAGCUGUUUUCAGGUACUAUGGAACCUUUACGUCAACUUUUCUCACCAUGUUUGAGGUGCUACUCGCCAAUUGGGCUCCAGCUGCCAGAAUUUUGGUGGACAAUGUCAGUGACAUCUGGGUCUAUGUCUUCGUGGUCUAUCGUUGUGUGGUGGGGUUCGCCAUUCUGAACGUGGUUAACGCCGUUUUCAUCCAGCAGACCAUGCGCGUGGCACAAGCAGAUCAAGAACUGAUCAUCAAACAGCGGAUCAGGGCCGAAUCAGCUUAUGCCUCCAAGAUGCGUCUCUCGGCGGAGGAAACCUGGGAACACCGGGGACCAUCCUUGAAGGGCCCUUGCAAAGAGAUAGCCGAUGUUAUACCGGCAGAGAGGAUGAAAGUUGAAGAUUGA
Cladocopium goreaui is the source of this 1743-nucleotide messenger RNA. The record is from the annotation of a GenBank genome assembly. Lineage: Eukaryota; Dinophyceae; Suessiales; Symbiodiniaceae.